Messenger RNA from Cetraspora pellucida, 156 nucleotides. The record is from the annotation of a GenBank genome assembly. NCBI's taxonomy places the organism in Eukaryota, Fungi, Glomeromycota, Glomeromycetes, Diversisporales, Gigasporaceae.
AUGAUUUUUGGUGAAACUUCUUGUGGUCUCCCCUGGUUUUCCGGCUUUUCUGGUCAUUCGGCAUUUCUGGUGAAAUUUUUUGUGGUCUCUCUUGGUUUUUUGACGAUUUUUGGUGAAAUUUCUUGUGGUCUCCCAGCUUUUCUGGUUUUUCAGUGA